UAGGAAACUUUUGUUGUUGUUGCCGAACGAAAGGUGUGAUCACGAGCUCACCUGUGUUUCUGGCUACCCACGGGAAGACUUUUAAAGGCGGUAGUUGUGCUCGUACUGUUAAGUCUGCAUGAUGGAGUGGCGUGAGCAGUCCUCUGUCAGCUGUGAGGAAGCGUACCUGGAGGCGCGAAGAUGGAUCGAGGCAGCAACCAAGAAAAAAUUUGGGAACGGCGACUUCCGAUCAGCCCUGGAGAAUGGAGUUCUGCUGUGUGAUCUGAUAAACAAGAUCAAGCCUGGCACCAUCAAAAGGGUCAACAGGCUCCCUACACCUAUUGCUGGACUGGACAACCUUAAUGUCUUCCUCAAGGCCUGUGGGAAGCUCGGACUAAAGGAGGCGCAGCUCUUCCACCCCGGGGAUCUGCAAGACUUGUCCACCAGAGUGACAGUAAAGCAUCAAGAGACAAACAGGAGGCUGAAAAAUGUUUUAAUCACCAUUUACUGGCUGGGUAGAAGAGCUCAGAGUGAUCGUUUCUAUGAUGGACCUUACCUAAAUUUGAAGGCCUUUGAGGGAUUACUAGGCACCGCGCUCUCCAAGGCUCUGCAGGAAUCAAACAGUCAGAAAGGCUCCAGCGUUCGAGACAGCGGUUUUGGAGACAGUUGGUACUCUGAGCGAGAGGAGAUCUAUUCUCUGAGAAGAGGUGGAGGAGGUGGACACAGGAGAGACGACUCGUUGGACAGUUUGGACUCGCUGGGCUCGAGACCCCACAGCAUCUCAUCUGACGCCACUCUCAAAGGCAGCAGCGAGGGUUGUUGCAGCGACACCGAGGCAGACUCCAUCUUCAAGAUGGCUGACAACAAGAACAGCCUCAGCUACCGCAGGUCACUAGUCAUCACGCCGAAAGCCAGCGCCCAGUUUAACCAGUUCCUGCCCACCAAAGACAAGCAGUCAGGCUACGUGCCGGCUCCGCUGAGGAAGAAAAGGGCUGAGCGCAAUGAGGACAGCCGGCGUAGCUGGGCCAGCUCCGGCUAUGGAGAAGAUGAAUCCACUCUCACAAGACAGCAGCAAACGCAAGAAAAUUCUGAUGGGAGCAAAUCAACAAGCGACAUCCAGGUGGACCCCUCAAUCGCCCGGCAGAUUCGCUUCGAGGAGCUGCAGAAGUUCCGCGAACAGGUUAAAGAGAGUGAGGAUAAGUGGCAAGAUGACCUGAGCAAAUGGAAAAACCGGCGCCGGAGCGUGAACUCUGAUAUAGUGAAGAAGAAGGAGGAGCGGGAGAAGAUAGAGCAGAUCACGUACGGCAGCGACGGCAGGUCCAAGACCUUCAAGGAAAUCCAAGAGGAGAGAGAAAAUAAAAAAAAGAACAGCAUCGGCAGCCGCCUGUCCUCUCUCUCCUACUUGGAUGACGACGACGACAUAUUUGCGAAACCCGCAAUUCGCGCGCCGACCCGAUCGCUUCCAGCCAGAAGCUACACCAUCGACGCUCCAUCGUAUUCUCCAGAGCCCAAGCCCUCUCCGAAAGCCGAGGACCCCCCGGUUGCUUCCCCUCGCAUUCGCAGACCGCCUUCGCCCCCCACUUCGCAUGAAACCGUGGACGGUCCUUCAGUCAAAGACUCCCACACCACCAACCAGUCUCUAGCAGCUGCAUCCUAUCAGAAGAGUCCAGAGGAGGAACGCAAGGCCAUAAAAUACACAGAGAAGACUACGAGGGACGUAGCCCCCCACUCCUCCUUCAUCUCCACCCAGAAGGAGCUUGAGCCGAGGCCCUCAUUGUUGAGAGCACCGACUGAGGUGGAGGCCCCCUCCUCCAGCUCUCUGGACAGACAAGCUGAGUUGAGCCCGAUGGAACCCAAGCCUCCCGCCGUGUCUCGGGUUUCCGCCUCUCUCCCCAGGAGCUACCAGAGAUCGGAUAGCGCGCGGCUAACCUCGGUCGUCGCUCCGAGGCCCUUUGGGACCCAGCCGUCCCGCAUCUCCUCUCUUUCCAGAGCCCACACAACGGACGAAUCCCACAAGGGUGUCAACGGCAAUGUGGAUGUUUCUAAGAAGGCGUCAGUGCCAAGCCGGUAUCACCAGUACAUGACCUCAGAGGAUGAGGCUCAGUCCAGUUCUGCACACAGCAGCGAUGAAGAGGAGGAGGAGGAGGAGGAAGAGGAAGAGGAGAACCCCACAGUGAAGGGCCUGUCCUCGACUCAGAGCAUCAGAUCUCUCCCGUCUCCUGUCAAGAGUGACGUCUCAGUCAGUCCUGCUCCUGGCAAAGAAACCAGCAAGGAGGAUUUCUGUGAGAUGCGGAUCAGCCUGAACCAAAAACCCAACAGCAGCCGAGACUUUGGCUUCCAGGCUGCCUGGGACUCAACGGGAGCUCGGGUCACGUCCGUCCAACCAGGGAGCUCAGCCGAGAUGUGCCAGCUGCAGGUCAGGGAUGAAGUGCUGACGGUGAACGGGCUCCAGGUGGCACAGAUGAGUUACGAGCAGUGGAAGUCCAGCUUGGAGGAGGCCCUGCAGAAGGGCAGCCUGGUCAUGGAUGUGCGCCGUCACGGCCAGCACAACUGGGACAGAGAUCAACCUUCCCUGCCAUUUAAAAGCCAUAAGACCAUCAAUCUGACCAGUACGGAUCAUCCGACACUUCUAGGUCCCCCUGAGACAAAGACCGCCAACUCCAGCCUGGAUUUCACUUCCCGUACCGUCACAGAAUCGGUGCUGGCCAAAGAGCCUCACACUCUUCCUCUGGUGGACGUGGCUUCAAACAGAGUUAAUGGGGACUUACAAGACCAACCAGUGACCAUGAGGAACAAAGAGUCAGAACCAAUAUCUUUGAAAAACUUAAAACGGAGAUCAGAGUUUUUUGAACAAGGAGGAUCGGAGCCUGCGAUGCCAGAUAUUCCUGUUCCUGCGAUCACUCCAGCUUCCUCCAGCCGCUGGUCGUGGAACCCAGAAGAAGAGCGCAAGAGACAAGAGAAAUGGCAGAAGGAACAAGAGCUCCUCCUACAGGAAAAAUACAAGCGUGAUCAGGAGAAGCUGCAGGAGGAAUGGCUCAAGGCUCAGCAGGAGAUUGUCACAAGCGUGGGCCACCAGGUGAACAGCCACGGCGUCAGCCCACACUCGCCCCCAUCUUCUCUCCAACAGCCCACUCUGUGGGAAGAGGAGGAGAGGCAGAGGAAGGUGGAGCAGGAGCGCCAGCGGCAGGCGGAGGAGAGGAGGAGGAGGGAAGAGGAGGAGCGGGAGCUCCAGCGACUCCAGGAGGAGAGGAAGAGAAGAGAAAUGCAGGAGAGGGAGGAGAGGGAAAAAAGGGAGGUGGAAUUGAGAAUGCAAAGGACGAGAGAGGAGGAGCUAAGAAAGAGGGAGGAGGAGCAGAGGAGGAGAGAGGAGGAGCGAAGGCAGCAGGAGGUGGCGGAGCAGCAGCGCAGGCAGAAAGCCUUCGAGCAGCAGAGAUGGGCCGCUGUCUCCCACGACUUUGACAGUGCUCAGCCACAGCUGUCCUUUACUGACAGGACAAAAUCCCAGUCAUCUCCCCAGCUGGAUGAUGACGACAAACCUCAGAGGAGAGACUUGCUACGGCAGCCAGAGGACGUGUCUCUCAGGCUGCUGGAAGAGGAGUUGAGGAUUGCACGUAGAAAACACCUCCAAAGCCAGAAGGCUGCAUCAGAGCUGGAGAGGAGAAACUUCCUCAGAUACGCAGAGGCAGAGAGAGCUCCCAAUGGGAAGAGUCAGCAGCCGCUGUCGCAGGCUGAGCUGGAGCGCCAGCAGAUCCUGAAUGAGAUGAAGAAGAAGACACCUCUCCUGACGGACAACAGCUGGAUCCGCCAGCGCGCCGCCGGCACGGCCGUCAACAGGGACAGCGAAGUGCCGCCUAUGCGCAGAGGGGAAUCUCUUGACAACUUGGACUCCUCCUACGACUCUCGGCGUUCGUCCUGGACUCCCAGAAGCAGCUCUUUUGCCUCAAACUACUCUCGGCCGUAUUCUGGCUACUCUGGCAGCUCUUCUGGCAGCUCUUCUUUUUACUCUGGAGCAUCAGGGCUCCGUCGGCCAGUCUCCUCCACCCUGCCCCCCUCCUUCUCUACGGGCUCCCUUCGCGGUGGGGCAGGAUCCUACUCGGCCCCUUGGUCCCGUCCGUCCCCCUCCCCGUCCACUCCGUCACCAGUCACCACUCCGGAGCCCGCACCUGACGCCUAUCAGCAGCGGAACAGGUCAGUGAGUGGCAGGAAAACCUGCACGUUCUGUGACACCCCGCUGGGAAAGGGAGCAGCCAUGAUCAUCGAGUCCCUCGGGCUCUGUUUUCAUUUGGGCUGUUUCAAGUGCACCGACUGCAAGUCCGACCUUGGAGGCUCCGAGGCUGGGGCCGAAGUCAGAAUACGAAACAAGCAGCUCUUCUGUAACACCUGCUACAUGCGAGUCAAAACUGGCCAGCCAACAUCCAUGUGAUCCAGGCGUGCUGCAGCAGAUCGACGAGGAGACGACAUGUGACAACAACCCAUGAACUUUAAAGCGAAAGCCAUUGCAAUAAUAAGCCGGACCUCUGGUGUCUUUAAUUGUACUGAUGAGACAAAGAUUUCAAAAGAAGUUAUCUACUUUUAUCAUGAUAUCAUAUGACGCAUUAUAACUGUACAAAUCCUCUACAUUCCCUAUCUAUAUAUUAUUAUUAUUUUUUUUUUUUUCAUGUUUUAGCCUCAGAACUAUCUCUGCGAGAUUCCAGGAGAGCUUGCUUCCCCGACUCCAUUUAGGUAGAUUUUGUCAAAGUGGUGAGAGAAACCUGCAGGAUCAUGCUUCUUUUCUAUGCGUGUCUGGUGGUAUUAAUUUGCCCGUUAGGGGGCAGAAAAAGGUAUGCUUUACAUGCGUAUGUGGCUUUGUACUUGUAAGAGACAAAAGAAAUAAAAUUAUUAGAAUUCUCUGAUGCAUCAUGUUUGAAAAUGAUGGCCUGCUUUGACCGCACUUUUGAUGCUCAGACUUCUCAUCAUUCUGUACUGAAUUAAGGCAAAGAAUAACUCUGUAAAUAAAUGACUAAAUCCUCAA
Poeciliopsis prolifica (blackstripe livebearer) is the source of this 4990-nucleotide messenger RNA. It is a transcript of the gene lmo7a, whose product is annotated as LIM domain 7a. NCBI's taxonomy places the organism in Eukaryota, Metazoa, Chordata, Actinopteri, Cyprinodontiformes, Poeciliidae. The record is from RefSeq and is a predicted model, not a curated record. Gene Ontology annotation, biological process: regulation of signaling; regulation of cell adhesion. Gene Ontology annotation, molecular function: protein binding.